This is a messenger RNA of Seriola dumerili (greater amberjack), 1444 nucleotides long. It is a transcript of the gene zdhhc3b, whose product is annotated as palmitoyltransferase ZDHHC3-like. Gene Ontology annotation, molecular function: protein-cysteine S-palmitoyltransferase activity. The record is from RefSeq and is a predicted model, not a curated record. The transcript has 7 exons. NCBI's taxonomy places the organism in Eukaryota, Metazoa, Chordata, Actinopteri, Carangiformes, Carangidae. The coding region runs from base 362 to 1258 and encodes 298 amino acids. Gene Ontology annotation, biological process: protein targeting to membrane; peptidyl-L-cysteine S-palmitoylation. Gene Ontology annotation, cellular component: Golgi apparatus; endoplasmic reticulum.
UGGGUUUUGUUGUCCCACCGCCCACAGAGCCUUGUGGACCCGACAGAGAAGCUAGGCCCGUUUCGAGACUCGGUCCUCGGCUGUAGCUCGCACACGGAUAAAUACGUCAACAAACACCUCGUCGAAACCGAGGCGGCGGUGAGAGGGGGAGCCGGAGCGAGGGGCCGUGGAGAGCAGCUGUCCGGGGAUCAGUGAGUUAGCUGGGACUGAGCUAUCCGGCGGAGCCGCGGAGGAGACUCUCACUCUCAGUUUGGUCCGUAUUUAACUUCACGAGCCUCCAAACUACGUGAAGACUUCAAGAAACUUUUGUAGACAAGCUAGGAGACAGCGAGUAUGUGGUUGGAGCCACGGGCGUUGUAGAAUGAAGAGCCCGGCGCACCGCACCAGGGACAUCGAGCGGCAAGCUGGCUACCUGAGGCCCGAGCACUGCGCCCCUCCCCCGCCCCGCACCAGCUCCGACACCAUGUGGUUCAUCCGCGACGGCUGCGGCAUCGUGUGCGGCGUCAUCACCUGGCUCCUGGUCUUCUAUGCUGAGUUUGUGGUGGUGUUCGUCAUGCUGCUUCCCGCCAAGAACGUGGCCUAUAGCCUCUUCAACGGGGUGCUCUUCAAUGGCUUGGCCUUCCUCGCCCUCGCCUCUCACGCCAAGGCAAUGUGCACAGACCCGGGAGCCGUGCCUAAAGGGAACGCUACCAAAGAAUUCAUCGAAAGCCUGCAGCUCAAACCAGGACAGGUGGUGUACAAAUGUCCCAAGUGCUGCAGCAUCAAGCCUGACAGAGCUCACCACUGCAGUGUGUGUAAACGCUGCAUCAAAAAGAUGGACCACCACUGUCCCUGGGUGAACAACUGUGUCGGAGAGAACAACCAGAAAUACUUUGUGCUCUUCACAAUGUACAUUGCACUAAUAUCCUUCCAUGCACUCAUCAUGGUGGCUUUCCAUUUUGUGCUCUGCUUUGAAGAAGACUGGACAAAAUGCAGUAACUUCUCUCCACCAGCAACCGUCAUCCUCCUCAUCCUCCUCUGCUUCGAGGGUCUUCUCUUCUUGAUUUUCACUGCAGUCAUGUUUGGGACUCAGGUUCACUCCAUCUGCACCGACGAGACGGGUAUUGAGCAGCUGAAAAAGGAGGAGCGAAGAUGGGCCAAAAAGUCUAAAUGGAUGAAUAUGAAAGUGGUGUUUGGCCAUCCGUUCUCUGUAGCCUGGCUGAGCCCGUUUGCAACACCCGAUCACGGCAAGGCGGACGUGUACCAGUACAUAGUGUGAAAGCUGGUAACUAAGCUGAGCUCUGCUGCUGUGGACUAAGACUGAUCAGUCCUGGUCCGCCUGUUGGCUGGACCUCAAUGAGCAUGAACUCCUCUCAUCCACUUAUAUACUGUCUUUCAUUUCUGGAUAUUUCUUUUAAUUUCAUUUCAGGGUAUUCAGUUGUAAGCCAUUGCAGUUUUUUUUUUU